AUGAUAAGAAUAUAAUCUUGCCAGGGUGACCAUAGUUUUGAUUAAAAUUAUGAAAUUAAUUGGUGCUUUGAGCAACUUUAAACAGAAUUUAGUGCCAAAAGACAUGAAACUAAAAUUAGAACAGAUAAACAUAGCAAUUAAAUAAAUGAAAAGAAAAAAUUCUCAAUAACUUUCAGAGAUGAGAUCUAUCCAAAAGAAGGUCUUGUUGAUGUUUAAAUAGUUGAUAAUUGGAAAAUUUAUAAUGUAAAUAAAGAGAAAAAAGCAAAUGAUGAUUGUUUAUGCUUCAUCUCUUGA
Molecule: messenger RNA, 294 nt
Organism: Paramecium pentaurelia
Lineage: Eukaryota; Ciliophora; Oligohymenophorea; Peniculida; Parameciidae
Source: the annotation of a GenBank genome assembly